GUCGCCAGAGCGCACCAGCAUCUCCACACUCCGGCGCGCGCAGGGAAAUGUUUCCCUGAAAACAGACUUGACUGCAGACCACGGUGAGAAGUGACGGGGCCGCGGUAACACCCCUUCUUCUUCGGCGCCACCUUCGUCGUUUAUCCUCAGACAGAGUCGCUGGCCGUGGAUGUAUCGAUGAUUCUCGCCGGGAAAGUCUCCACCGUCCCGCUGCUGUUGCUGCUCGCAGCGCACGGCUGCCUUUCAUCCAAAUCAGAAGAUCGGUUAUUCCGCCGGCUGUUCCGGAGGUAUAAUCAGUUCAUCCGUCCAGUGGAGAAUGUUUCGGAUCCAGUUACAGUGGCGUUUGAGCUGUCCAUGUCUCAGCUGGUCAAAGUGGACGAGGUGAAUCAAAUCAUGGAAACCAAUCUGUGGCUGCGACAUGUCUGGAAUGACUACAAAUUAAAGUGGAUGCCCAUUGAGUAUGAUGGAAUCGAGUUCAUCCGAGUUCCGUCGAAUAAGAUUUGGAGGCCGGACAUUGUUUUGUACAACAACGCGGUUGGAGAUUUUCUGGUGGAAGACAAGACGAAAGCUUUGCUGAAGUUCGAUGGCACCAUCACUUGGAUCCCACCUGCAAUUUUCAAGUCUUCAUGCCCCAUGGAUAUCACCUACUUCCCUUUCGACUACCAGAACUGCUCCAUGAAGUUUGGCUCCUGGACUUACGACAAGGCCAAGAUCGACCUGGUGCUCAUUGGAUCUAAGGUGAACUUGAAAGACUUCUGGGAGAGUGGGGAGUGGGAGAUCAUCGAUGCUCCCGGUUACAAACACGACAUCAAGUACAACUGCUGCGAAGAGAUCUACACGGACAUCACCUACUCCUUCUACAUCCGCCGGCUGCCGCUCUUCUACACCAUCAACCUCAUCAUCCCCUGCCUCCUCAUCUCCUUCCUCACCGUGCUGGUGUUCUACCUGCCGUCCGACUGUGGAGAGAAGGUCACUCUCUGCAUCUCCGUCUUGCUGUCGCUUACCGUGUUCCUGCUGGUCAUCACCGAGACCAUUCCCUCGACCUCUCUGGUCAUUCCGCUCAUCGGAGAAUAUCUGCUCUUCACCAUGAUUUUCGUCACGCUCAGUAUUGUCAUCACUGUCUUUGUGCUCAACGUGCACUAUCGCACUCCAAUGACUCACACGAUGCCUGAGUGGGUGCGCUCUGUGUUCCUCGGGGUCCUGCCCAGGGUAAUGCUGAUGAGAAGGCCCAUUGACCAGGGCUGCUCCUCCUCCCCCAGCCUGACCGCUGGGACCGUACUAGUUGGAGGCGGCAGCUUGGCCAACAGGAAGAGAAACAACAGCCUGGGAAGUGGAUCAGGAAGCGUGAGCGUCGGAGGCAUCACAGGAGGCGUAGCGAUCCCUCCCCUGAACGAAAGUGGAGGAGGUGCCCCUUCUGGAGGUGGCUCCAUGAACUGUGUGGAGUACGGUGAUAAAAACCGGGACUUGAAACGGCAUAUUAACAGAAGGUACCCGUACAGAGGAAAAGAAGUCCCGACCCCCGUCCCGCCGCCAAUGGUGCCCUCUCCUUCUCAGGCCCCGAAGACUCAGGUGCCCGCUGAAUCAGAGAUGCCCAAAGUGAUGAGGCCUCUUAACACCCCAUCUCCGGUGAAUGCUGUGGUGGCAUUCUCAGUGGUUUCACCGGAGAUCAAGCAGGCCAUCGAGAGUGUGAAGUACAUUGCGGAGAACAUGAGGACCCGCAACAAAGCCAAAGAGGUAGAAGACGACUGGAAGUAUGUAGCGAUGGUCAUCGACAGAAUCUUCUUGUGGGUCUUCGUGACGGUGUGUGUGCUCGGAACUCUGGGACUUUUCCUGCAGCCUCUCAUCAGCUUCUUAAAAUGAGUGACUUUACCCCCCAUUUUUUCUUUCUUUUAACCACUAGGGUCUGUGAAUUAUCCCUCCUCAGCUGUUUCACACCGAAAACCGGACUCGCUUUUAUUUCAGCACAAGCCUUCGUGUUGCUGCGCUUGCCCUCUUGUGCAGGAUUCAUCAGCCUUGACGUUUCCUCGCUUAGCCAGAUUUACUCAAUCAUCCGUUGCCUUAUUCUUCAAUAUUCAUGCAAAGCUGUUAUCUAUUCUCCUCCUUUCUGUCCCUUUGUUCCGCACUUCACCCUCCCUCGGUGCAACCUUCAACUGUUGACUCUGUCGCCAUGACCUCUCUCUUUGUUUCCCUUCUCUUUGUGUGUUAAAGAAAGAAAAAAGUCCACUCAGCCUUUAUCAAUGUACAGACAAAUAAUUCAGCAGUGUGAAUAAAUGAAUUAUAUUAAAGAGGAAAAAAUGUCUCAGGGGCAGGUAUUGAUGUUAUUGUCAUUAGCUUGUACUCAUGAAGGUAUCUAGUAUGAGUUGCUUCAUAAAACCUUAGCAGUGUUUUUUUAUUUAUUUAUUUGAAAUGUCUUUUUAAUCACCUUUGAGAAAAUCUCAGUAUAUUUAAUGGUCGCUCUGCAUUAUGCUUCAUGAGAUAAAGUGACUAGAGUGCAACUGUGAUGUCAUGGGAUGGGUUUAGGAAGCAUGUGGCAUAAAUACAAAGCUCUUUGUUGUGUCUUACUGAGGGUGACAUUGUGUCAUAACAUUGUAUUCUGCUGAUUUGUUAACCAUCUUUUCUUUUUGAUCAAUGACAUGGUGUCAAACAAAGCACAGAUUUAAGUAAAGUUCCAGCUCACACACAACAUAUAGCCAUGGUUGUUUACAGCAAAUAAAUACAACAUAAACAUAAUUAACUCAUGAAUGGUGGGUAAAAUAACAUUUUUUGCAAAAUAUAUGCAAAUAACGUUUUAUCCAUCAGAUGCAUUCCCUUUCAUAUACAGUAAUAUGUGAAAUUAAUAUUGUUAUUUGCACAAAUUGUGUCACAAUUAAUCAAUAAAAAAGGGGUUAUUCUCAUGUAACAAGUAUUUACCUGGCACAAUUUACCAAGCACAAUUUAAUGAAUAAUAUCAUUUACUCAUUGGUCAUCCAUGAACUGUGGUAAUGUAUGUGAGUUGUUACAGAUGAGUGAUGCUAACACCAUCUAUGGCUGAACUGUAGCCACAGAAUCUCCAACAAAAAUGGCACCUGUUGUAAAAGAGAACGUAGAGAACCAGUUUGACCUGCACA
Synchiropus splendidus (mandarinfish) is the source of this 3107-nucleotide messenger RNA. Its product is annotated as neuronal acetylcholine receptor subunit alpha-3-like. Gene Ontology annotation, biological process: chemical synaptic transmission; monoatomic ion transmembrane transport; signal transduction. Gene Ontology annotation, molecular function: acetylcholine-gated monoatomic cation-selective channel activity; transmembrane signaling receptor activity. The record is from RefSeq and is a predicted model, not a curated record. The coding region runs from base 178 to 1860 and encodes 560 amino acids. The transcript has 7 exons. NCBI's taxonomy places the organism in Eukaryota, Metazoa, Chordata, Actinopteri, Syngnathiformes, Callionymidae. Gene Ontology annotation, cellular component: postsynaptic membrane; neuron projection; synapse.